Messenger RNA from Triticum turgidum subsp. durum (durum wheat), 1365 nucleotides. The record is from the annotation of a GenBank genome assembly. NCBI's taxonomy places the organism in Eukaryota, Viridiplantae, Streptophyta, Magnoliopsida, Poales, Poaceae.
AUGCAUGUGAACUUUGUUGCUAAUCAUUAUAUUGACCCCAUUCGAAGCUUCGCAUCUCCUUACUGGCAGUGUUGUUUCCGCGUGAUUUGCUUUGGUAUUUCGCUUAAGAAUGCACCUGUGUUCAAGCCUGCUACCGGCGGGCAGGAACUUAAGCAAGCUGUUUGCGGACCCAAACUUCACCAAGUUAUCUCUGGUGGAUUCUCGGUUUUCGUUCAGAUGGCCACUGAACUGAUGAACCGUUCCCGUAGCUUGGCCGAAGGAGCUGUGGUCAUGGUAUGCCCAGUGCUUCUAGCAGUAACUCUUGACAAGGUCGACCUCAAAGUGUAUGGGCGCUCUACUUUCUUCGCCAUGCUUGCCAUGGCAGGUAUCACUUUAAUAAGUGGUAUCUGCCCCUUGCUCGUGUGCUGCUUCUCCAAGAGGUUCCCGAACAUGGGUAACAUCAAGCCUGCCCCGGUGACCACGAUCCUGGUGACCCUUUCAUCUUCUUGCCUCCUCAUCCUCGCCUGCUUCAUCGCGCAGCUCGUUGUCUCCAAACAAGUUCUAAUCGUCGUGGGCGCCUUGUGUGGAGCCUUCGUCUUGGCUCGAACGGUCAUCUACUACAUUGGAGGAGAUGGUAAAACACAUUCACCGGAGCUGCACAAGGAUGAAUCGCAUGAGUUCUUGACGGGUGUGACUGCAAUCCUCUUUCUGGGGCUCGAAGGUUUGGCACUGGAAGGUCAUGAGAAUCAGAUGGUUCAAAAGGCCGGGCCUGUGGGCACCAUCAGCUUCAUAGUGUGCGCUCUUGGCGUGUGCAUGAUGUACCUCGAGAUGAUCCCCCCUUCACGUUUGAAGGAAUUGGGAGGGAUUGUGUGUUUUACUCUGACGCUAGACAGCAUCAUGGCUGGUGGUACCUUCACGGUGUUGAUGGUUGUCAUGUUUAAGUUCAUGGGGCCUCCAUCCCUGGUGCUCUUCGCACCCCCGGUAUUGAUCAUCGUCGAACUUGUGUACCAAGUCACCGUUGAUGGGAGAACGACCCUUCCCAUCAUCCACGCCGACGGAGUUAACCCAGCGUCCACACCGGCUUCAUUGGAAAUGACAAGAGUCACCUUCAUUGGGUUCUUGGUUGUGUCGAUAACAGCCAUCCGCAACCCUUCGCCCAGCAUGUUAACCAGUUGUUUCCUACUAUUUGCGGCAUCGGCUAUUGUGUUUGGUCUCUCAUGGAGGCUCCUGUCACAGACCCAGAUAACGAACCGUCUGGCGCAAAAUCAUGCUUCACCUGACAUUGUUGCUUCCUCUGCCGACCUGGCUUCCUUAUGCACACAUUUCUGCAUUGUAAUCACUAUGAUUCUAUUCCUAGCAAUGGCCGGGACAGCCAGAGGAAAAUGA